Molecule: messenger RNA, 151 nt
Organism: Spirodela intermedia
Lineage: Eukaryota; Viridiplantae; Streptophyta; Magnoliopsida; Alismatales; Araceae
Source: the annotation of a GenBank genome assembly
AUGGCCCUCCGGUAGGUUCCCCAGUUCUGGAACGACUCCUCCGGCAGGAAGUCCUCCUUAGUGCAAGAGCACCCCCGCCUCUUCGCGCCGCCAUCGGAAGCCGCGUCGCCGACAGUUCCCAUUGCUACCACCGCUGCCGCCGCUCGGCUGA